This is a messenger RNA of Tilletiopsis washingtonensis, 3489 nucleotides long. RefSeq lists its product as hypothetical. Gene Ontology annotation, molecular function: cytoskeletal protein binding; protein-macromolecule adaptor activity; identical protein binding. The transcript has 5 exons. The coding region runs from base 1 to 3489 and encodes 1162 amino acids. The record is from RefSeq and is a predicted model, not a curated record. Lineage: Eukaryota; Fungi; Basidiomycota; Exobasidiomycetes; Entylomatales.
AUGGCCUACGUCGCCCUCUCGCGCGCCCUCUACGACUACACGGCCACCGCCGACGACGAGCUCUCGUUCGCCGAGGAUGCGCUCCUCUACGUGCUCGACGCCUCGGACCCCGAGUGGCACAAGGCCAAGCUGAAGCCGCCGCCCGGCGCCGACGCCCACGACGACGCAGACGCAGCGCGCAUCGGCCUCGUGCCCGCCAACUACCUCGAGCCCGCCGAGCCGCGCCGCCAGAGCCGCGCGCUGUAUGACUACGCCGCGCAGACCGACGAGGAGCUCGACCUUGCCGAGGAUGCGCUGCUCAACGUCUUCGACGACGACGACGACGACUGGCUGCUCGUCAGCUACGCCGACGGCUCGCACGAGGCGCGCCUCGGCUUCGUGCCGAAGAAUUACGUCGACGAGGUCGCUGCCGUGGAUGGCGAGACAGGGCUUGGCGCAGAAGUGGCCGAGGAUGCGCCCGAGCCCGACAAUGAGGCGCCGCUCUCGCCGCCGCCGGCGCCCAUGUCGCCGCCCGCGCCGCUCUCGCCCGCGCCGCCGCGUGCUGCGCCCGGCGCCAUCACGGCCUUCGCGCCGGCGCAGGCAGGCGACAAGGCAGACGAAAUCAAGAUGUGGGGCGUCUCGGCUCUCGAUGGCAAGAAGAAGAAGCGCAAGGGCACGCUGGGCGUCGGCAACGGCUCGCUCUUCUUUGCCUCCGAGUCGGACAAGCAGCCAGUGCAGAAGAUCAGCGUGCUGCACAUCGUCGCGACGGCGGUGGAGAGCAAGGGCAAGCAGGUCAAUCUCGAGCUCGACGCCGCGGCCGGCCUCGAGGAUAACGCGCUGCGCUUCGUCAUGAGCAGCAAGUCGGAGGGCGAGGCUGUGGUCAGCAAGAUCGAGGAGAGCAAGGCGAUUGCGGAAGAGAACGGCGUGGUCAAGCCGCCGCCGGCUACGCGGAGCAUGCCGCCGCCGCUCGCAGGCGCUGCGUCACGCACGUCUUCCUCCGUCGCUGCUGCGCCAGUGCUGCCGCCGCCUGCGCGCGCGGGAGGCGCAACGCUGCCGCCGCCGCAGCGCAAGACGGAGGCUCCCGCUGCUGCAGCCAGCAACGGCCACGCGCAGGGCGAGCCGGCGAUGGCGCUGUACGACUUUGAGGCGCAGGGCGACGACGAGAUCAGUGUGGCAGAGAACGAGCCGCUGACGCUCGUCGAGCGCGAGAAUGAGGACUGGUGGAAGGUGCGCAACGCGCGCGGCGAAGAGGGCGUCGUGCCUGCCAGCUACGUCGAGGUCACCGACGGCGCCGGCGCCGCCGCCGCCGCCGAUGAUGACGACGAUGAUGCAGCUGCGGCUGCUGCUGCUGAAGAGGAGGAGCGCAGAGAGCAGCAGGAGGCAAUGGAGGCCACGCGGCGGACAAAGGAGGCGGCUGCCAGACGCGCGCGCGAGGCCGAGGAUCGCCGGCGCGAGGCGCUCAAGGCACAACCUGCCCCUGCGCCGCCAAGGGCCGCUGCGCCUGCCGCUCCUACUGCCUCUGUGCGCGACGUGCCCAUCCCAGCAGGGCGCUCGGUGCCUGAGCGUCCCAAGGACGCCGGCGGCAAGAGCCGGCCAAACCCUGCGCGCACGCGCGUGUGGCACGACCGCUCGGCGCAGUUCCGCGUCGAGGCCGAGUUCCUCGGCUUCAACCAGGGCAAGAUCCGCCUGCACAAGCUCAACGGCGUCGUGAUUGAGGUGGCUGUGGAGAAGAUGAGCAACGCCGACAUUCAGUACCUCGAGGACGUCACUGGCAAGCGUCUGGCGCCCAGCAGCAUCGGGCGCGGCGAGGCGCGUGGCGAGCAGCGCCGCAGCUCGGCCGCCGCCUCCUCUGCCGACCCGCGCCGCGCCGAGCGCGAGCGCGAGAAGCGCAAGGAGGCCGAGCGCGAGGCCCGCCGCCGGCAGGAGAGUGCGCGCGGGCCGAAGCGCAACGUCGACUGGUUCGAGUUCUUCCUCGCCGCCGGCGUCGACGUCGACGACUGCACGCGCUACGCGGCCGCCUUUGAGCGAGACAAGAUCGACGAGGCCAUCCUGCCCGACAUGGAGCCGGGCACGCUGCGCAGCAUCGGCCUGCGCGAGGGCGACAUCAUCCGCGUGGACAAGUUCAUCAAGCGCAAGUACGCCAAGAGCAGUGGAGGCGGCGGCGGCGGCGGUGGCGGAGGUGGCGGCAGCAGUGCACGCGGCGAGAGCGACAUUGCAGCGCAGCUCAAGGCCGACGAAGAGAUGGCGCGCAAGCUGCAGGAGCAGGAGCAGAGUGCGCGCCGCAAUGGCGCGUCGACGAGCCCGGCGCCGAAUCUCUUCUCUGGCCCUGAUGGCAGUCUGCGCAACAACACGCGGCGCGGCCGGCCGACGCCCAAGUCCUCGACGACGGGCGUCGACGCAGCCGGCAUUGCCGCUGCCGCCGAGGACCUGGCGCGCACUGCCAGCCCAGUGACGCGCUCGAGCACAUCGAGCCCGACCGUUAUUGCCUCGGCUGGCGCGUCACGCAAGACAGCGCCGCCUGCAACGGGCAGCGGCGGCUUCGACGACGAUGCGUGGACGCCGCGGCCGUCGAGCACGAAGCCCAGCACGCCCGUGCCCGCAGCCAGUCGCACGCCGGCAGCACCUACCCCGCCGCCUGCGCCGACGCCGCCGCCGCCCGCGCCUGCGCCAGUCGUCGAGCCGCCGAAGCCGGCCGCCGACCCGAACUCUGCGCUGUUCGACAAGCUGGCCGCCAUGCGGCCGCCGUCCAGCGGCGUCUCGCCACGACCAGGCGCGAGCCCACUCGGCGGCGGCUCGUUUGGCUCGAACGGCCCUCGCGGGCCAGUCGCGCCGGUGCCGGGCAACCAGGGCUUGCUCGCGCCGCUCAUCUCGACGCAGGGCACUGGGCACUUCGUGCCGACGAGCGGUGGGCUGCAGGCGCAGCAGACGGGCUGGAUGCAGAACCAGCAGACUGGCUUUGGCGGCUACCAGCAGCAGCAGCCGCAGAUGACGGGCUUCCAGCCGCAAAUGACUGGCUUCCAGCAGCAGCAGCAGCAGCCGCAGAUGACGGGCUUUGGCGGCGGCAGUGGCUUCAACGGCAUGGGCGGCAUGCAGCCGCAGCAGACGGGCUACAACCCCAACUAUGGCAUCUCAAACGUGUCGGGCUUCGGCGGCGGCAUGCUCGCGCCGCAGUUCACCGCCAUGCCGCAGCAACAGCAGCAACAGCAGCAGCAGCUGCAGCCGCAGGCCACGGGCAUCCAGAUGCCGAUGCAGACCGGGCCCGGCGACAAGCUCGGCGCGGCGUCGAUCUUCGGACAAAUGCGGCAAGGACAGCUACACGUCGACCCGGCAAAUGCACCUCAGGCUCCCCAGCGCUACGACGCACUGCGGCCGCAGCCGACUGGCUUUGCACCCGGCGGCGUCAUGGGCUCGAGCUUCCAGAACGGCUUUGGCCAGCAGCAGCAGGGCUACGGCGGCUACGGCCAGCAGGUGAGAGCGCCCAGAACCCGUCUCGCUGCCGUCUGUCGCUGA